This is a messenger RNA of Gaeumannomyces tritici R3-111a-1, 1138 nucleotides long. RefSeq lists its product as hypothetical. The record is from RefSeq and is a predicted model, not a curated record. The transcript has 2 exons. Gene Ontology annotation, biological process: translation. Gene Ontology annotation, molecular function: structural constituent of ribosome. Gene Ontology annotation, cellular component: mitochondrial large ribosomal subunit; ribosome. Bases 249 to 914 code for a protein of 221 amino acids. NCBI's taxonomy places the organism in Eukaryota, Fungi, Ascomycota, Sordariomycetes, Magnaporthales, Magnaporthaceae.
CCUGUGCCAAGUCAAAAAUUUCGCGGGUCCGAACGUCAGGUGAAAGCUCACAGGCGCUGCCGCCAAACCCGACAGCCAACGACAUCGCCCGCCCGCCCGAACCCCCGAUUGAACGCUCGACGGCCGACCAAGCAGCGGCCAAUUGACACCGGGCCCUCCCAUCCCGGACACCUCCCCCUUCCGGCCCCGAACCGGCUCCACCCCCUCCCCCAGCGAACGACCCCGGCGCGGCAACCGCACAGACAAAGAUGGCGGGAGGGCUCAUGAGAUAUCGGACGCUGAGCCGGACGUCGGCGCACCGGCAGGCCCUGCUGCGGAACCUGGUCACGUCCCUCGUCAAGAACGAGACCAUCACGACCACGUACCCCAAGGCCAAGGAGGCCCAGCGCCUGGCCGAGAAGCUCAUCACGCUGGCCAAGAAGAACAACGAGACGAGCAGGAGGUUAGCGAUGGGCAUCCUAUACACACCACACGACCUGAUCGACAAGGUCUUCGGCGAGCUGCGCGAGCGCUACGCCGACCGGCCGGGCGGCUACACGCGCGUGCUGCGGACCGAGCCCAAGAAGGACUGGGACCAGGCGCCCUCGGCCAUCCUGGAGCUCGUCGACGGGCCCAUGGACGUGCGCUUCGCCAUGACGGCCGCCGCCGUCGCCCGCGACCGCGAGCUGGGCAGGGCCCACUCGGAGCUGACCAGGCGCAACGUCGGCAAGGUCACGCGCUACCGCAAGGGCGGGAGGGAGGAGUUUGACAGGAUGGUGGAGCUCACGGCCGAGCUCGGCCUCGCCGACGCCGCCCGCGACCUGCGCCUCGUCGACCUCGACACGGAGAAGCCGGCCAAGGAGCGCCCGCUGGUGGGGGAUUUCAGGACCGUCUACAACCCGCGGGAAACCAGGAGGAGGGCGUCUGUUGCGUAAGAGAAUAGGAUGGAAGCAAAGAAACAAAAAUCCUGAGAGGGCUUUUUCGAUUGUUGGGUUAAGGGGUGCGAGCGUAAACGAGGUCGCUCUUCACCCCAUCAUGCCUUGUACACCAGUCACGCCGGGGAAACAUGGGCCAUGCAUCACAAUCAGUCCAUACCAGUGUAUAAAAAUAUACAGCAACCAGCCAUUACAUGAGCUAUGAACACGAUGAAAUGAUGAAU